Messenger RNA from Nomascus leucogenys (northern white-cheeked gibbon), 1921 nucleotides. Its product is annotated as C-X-C chemokine receptor type 1. Lineage: Eukaryota; Metazoa; Chordata; Mammalia; Primates; Hylobatidae. Gene Ontology annotation, molecular function: interleukin-8 binding; C-X-C chemokine receptor activity. The record is from RefSeq and is a predicted model, not a curated record. Gene Ontology annotation, biological process: immune response; G protein-coupled receptor signaling pathway; neutrophil chemotaxis. Gene Ontology annotation, cellular component: membrane.
GCUAGAUCAAACCAUUGCUGAAACUGAAGAGGACAUGUCGAAUAUUACAGAUCCACCGGGGUGGGAUUAUGACGGUGAUCUAAAUUUCACCGGCAUGCCACCUACAGAUGAAGAUUUCAGUCCCUGUAGGCUAGAGACUGAGACACUCAACAAGUAUGUUGUGAUCGUCACCUAUGCCCUAGUGUUCCUGCUGAGCCUGCUGGGAAACUCCCUUGUGAUGCUGGUCAUCUUAUACAGCAGGGUUGGCCGCUCCGUCACUGAUGUCUACCUGCUGAAUCUGGCAUUGGCCGACCUACUCUUUGCCCUGACCUUGCCCAUCUGGGCCGCCUCCAAGGUGAAUGGCUGGAUUUUUGGCACAUUCCUGUGCAAGGUGGUCUCACUCCUGAAGGAAGUCAACUUCUACAGUGGCAUCCUGCUAUUGGCCUGCAUCAGUGUGGACCGUUACCUGGCCAUUGUCCAUGCCACACGCACACUGACCCAGAAGCGUCACUUGGUCAAGUUUGUUUGUGUUGGCUGCUGGGGACUGUCUAUGAUUCUGUCCCUGCCCUUCUUCCUUUUCCGCCAGGCUUAUCAUCCAAACAAUUCCAGUCCAGUUUGCUAUGAGGUCCUGGGAAAUGACACAGCAAAAUGGCGGAUGGUGUUGCGGACCCUGCCUCACACCUUUGGCUUCAUCGUGCCGCUGUUUGUCAUGCUGUUCUGCUAUGGAUUCAUCCUGCGUACGCUGUUUAAGGCCCACAUGGGGCAGAAGCACCGGGCCAUGCGGGUCGUCUUUGCUGUCGUCCUCAUCUUCCUGCUCUGCUGGCUGCCCUACAACCUGGUCCUGUUCACAGACACCCUCAUGAGGACCCAGUUGAUCGAGGAGAGCUGUGAGCGCCGCAACGACAUCGGCCAGGCCCUGGAUGCCACCGAGAUUCUGGGAUUUUUCCAUAGCUGCCUCAACCCCAUCAUCUAUGCCUUCAUCGGACAAAAUUUUCGCCAUGGAUUCCUCAAGAUCCUGGCCAUGCAUGGCCUGGUCAGCAAGGAGUUCCUGGCACGUCAUCAUGUUACCUCCUACACUUCUUCAUCUGUCAAUGUCUCUUCCAACCUCUGAAAACCAUCAAUGAAGGAAUAUCUCUUCUCAGAAGGAAAGAAUAACCAACACCCUGAGGUUGUGUGUGGAAGGUGAUCUGGCUCUGGACAGGCACUAUCUGGGUUUUGGGGGGACGCUAUAGGAUGUGGGGAAGUUAGGAACUGGUGUCUUCAGGGGCCAUACCAACCUUCUGAGGAGCUGUUGAGGUACCUCCAAGGACCGGCCUUUGCACCUCCAUGGAAAGGAAGCACCGUCAUUCCUGUUGAACGUCACAUCUUUAACCCACUAACUGGCUAAUUAGCAUGGUCACAUGCGAGCCCCGAAGCUGACAUUAGAUGAGAGAAUAGGGCUGAAGCUAUGUCCUCAUAAGGGCUGGAUGCUCUCGUUGACCCUCACAGGAGCAUCUCCUCAACUCUGAGUGUUAAGUAUUGAGCCACCAGGCUGGUGGCUCUGUGUGCUCUGAUCUGAGCUCAGGGGAUGGCUUUCCCAUCUCAGGUGUGUUGCAGUGUCUGCUGGAGACAUUGAGGCAAGCAUUGCCAAAACAUCAUCCUGCCAGGUGGCCUUGUGAGGAGCUGGAAACACAUGUUCCCCUUGGGGGUGGUGGAUGAACAAAGAGGAAGAGGGUUCGGAAGCCAGAUCUAUGCCACAAGAACCCCCUUUACCCCCAUGCCCAACAUUGCAGACACAUGUGCUGGCCAUCUGCUGAGCCCCAGGUGGAACGAGACAAGCAGCCCUUAGCCCUUCCCUCCUGCAGCUUCCAGGCUGGCGUGGAGCAUCAGCAUCCCCAGAAAGCCAUGUGCAGCCACCAGUCCAUUGGGAGGCAGAUGUUCCUAAUAAAGUUUCUGUUCCGUG